Pomacea canaliculata is the source of this 423-nucleotide messenger RNA. RefSeq lists its product as uncharacterized. The record is from RefSeq and is a predicted model, not a curated record. Lineage: Eukaryota; Metazoa; Mollusca; Gastropoda; Architaenioglossa; Ampullariidae. The coding region runs from base 103 to 423 and encodes 106 amino acids. The transcript has 3 exons.
UCUGGUGUUCAUCCUGCCAGCACAGGGACCCCCAACCCCUUGGAAGGUAAACAAGAUAAACUACAGAAAGCUGUACAGCAUAUACUGUCUCUUCUGGAAGAGAUGAAAACUGACGUGAAAGACUUGAAAAAUAGGCUUGCGCAGAUGGAGUGCCAAACCCAAGAAAAGGAGCUGACAUCUGACACAAGGGUUACAGUUUCCCUUAAAAUCUUCAGAGGUGUAGAAUGUCUCAAGUUGGAUUUAAAGACAGAUCCAGGAAAACGUGCACGCUUGGAAUGCUAUUUGGCGAUGAGGGGAGGCUUUAGCUUAAAGCUCGUAGUCAGGGGUAUACUGUCUGUGCUAUUUUCAACAGAAUUAGCCCGGUGUUACAACUAUAAUGGCCUGAAGGGAAAGAAGGGACUGAAGAACCACCCUUUAUUUUAA